CGUAAACCAGUUAUACAAGUCGGUAAAUCUGCUGUUCUGGGAGCCGGCAGAGGAGUCACCACGGCUAAGGCACCGAGGGAGAGACUAACAACUCCUCUCAUCUUCUGCCAAGGUGUUGUGGUGCCAUGAUGAAGAAAGUCGUGGAAGUCAUCCCGCUGUUGUUGCUGCUGUUCUUCACAACGCAUGCAACGGGAAAACGCUACGGCCCGCCAGAGAAGCCGGCGCUGACCAGAUGUCGUUCUCCCGAAAAAGAGACCUUCACCUGCUGGUGGGAGCCAGGCUCUGAUGGGGGACUGCCCACUACCCACGCUCUGUACUAUCGCAAAGAAAGCUCCGAGACAGUGUACGAGUGUCCCGACUACCACACAGCCGGAGAGAACUCCUGCUUCUUCAACAAGAACGACACGUCCAUCUGGGUCAACUACAACAUCACUGUGGUGGCCACCAACGCACUGGGCAGGGCCUUCUCCGAUCCCGUGGAUAUAGAUGUGGUGUACAUAGUCAAGCCUAAUCCUCCAGAGAAGCUAAUGGUGACUGUAAUGGAGGACAAGGGCUGGCCCUUCCUGCGGGUGUCAUGGGAACCGCCACAUAAGGCUGACACCCGCUCCGGUUGGAUCACUCUCAUCUACGAGCUCCGUGUCAAGUUGGAGGAGGAAAAUGACUGGGAGAUGCACCUUGCAGGCCAGCAGAAGAUGUUUAACAUUUUCAGCCUGCGGUCAGGCGGUAAAUACCUUGUCGAGGUGCGCUGUAAACCCGAUCAUGGCUUCUGGAGCGAAUGGAGCUCUACUUCCUACAUCAAAGUUCCUGACUAUUUCCAUCGAGAGAAGUCCGUGUGGAUCCUCAUUACCGUCUUUUCUACCUUCAUCUUCCUCAUCAUCACAUGGUUGCUACACAUGAACAGUCACAGUCUGAAGCAUUGUAUUCUGCCUCCAGUCCCUGGUCCUAAAAUUAAAGGAUUUGAUGAGCGGCUUCUCAAGAAUGGAAAGUCUGACGACGUCUUCAGUGCGCUGGUUGUGCCCAAUUUCCCUCGGGCCUCACCAUCCAACUAUGAGGAUUUGCUUGUGGAAUACUUGGAGGUGUAUGUCCCCGAGGAGCAGGAGCGGAUACUGGAGGAAAGCAAGGAUCUCCAUGACGGUUGCCUCAAAUCUGAGAUCUCCAGAUCGGAUAGCGACUCUGGCCGGGGCAGCUGCGACAGCCACACUCUGCUGAUGGAUAAGUGUGGCGAGGCAAAAGAGAAAGAGAGGCAAGCAGAUCGGGAAAGCGGUCGAAUUCUGACGGAGACACAGAGGCACCAGAAGGGCUGGAAGGAGGAAGCGUUCACCUAUGCUCACGCUAUGGUUAGCCCCGACAUGUCCGGUGGGAGGGUGAAGACCUGGCCCUCUGUGUUUUCUCCACUGCCCCAGUACAGCUCAAGCCCACUGGACAAACAGAGCUCACUUAAGAUGGCCAAACAGCACUCCCUCUCCACAUCCUCCUUCCUCACCCAGCCUGGCAACAGCCCCAAGGAGGCUCUCGGGACGAGCUACUGGGACUCCUGCUUGAGCAACAAGCAACCUCAUCUGCUCCAGCCACAGACGCAGGUCCACCGGGAACUCCAGGCCCGCAGCGACGUCAACAUCUCCAGCGUGGAGCACAAACGGGCCACCGAGUACGUUGAAGUGCAGAGGGUCAACAAGGAGGAUAUGGUGCUUCUCCAACCAGUCGUGUCAGGCUGUGGCCGCAUGGAAGGUAUGCACAAGGGGGAGGACUACAGCAAGAGGGAGGACUACAGCAAGGUGAAGGGGCUGGACAGUGACAACAGGCUGCUGCUCCAGAGAGAGGUGCUGGAAGGAGACAGGUGUCCUUGUGUGGACCAGGAGAUGACAGGGGACAGCUGCACUUCAUCCACAGUUUGCACUACGCAGAAGCCAACAGCCUGCAUUUACACUGCCAUGCCGGUACAGGAGGAAAUGGCCCUGGCAGUGAAUGGUUAUGUUGACACUGCCACCAUGGGAGCACUGCCAACCUGCUAGGGGCCUCAUAAGAUCUGGUUUAGGGACAAACAGUAACACUGGAUGACUGACAAUAUUUUGCCGUCACAUUUAAUUACUUGAUCUGAAUAAUAAUCUUCAUUCUACUUUAUAAAGAAUAGAAAUGAAGUUUGAUUACCUGUAUGUCUCUAUACAUCAUACAUCUGUUUCUCCUCUCAGGCACGUUUUAUGAACUUUUUUUUUUAUGUCUUUCAUAAAUGAUAUUGAUCUAUACUGAUGUAAGUGUCUGUUAAAAUGAUGUGUGUACACAAUGUCAGAAAGCUCAAACAGGUUUGUUAUGUUUAAUGUCUGUGUGUAUUUUCUCUGCUCCCUGUAGAACACUACAUCUUAAAAGACAUGAGGGGGCUGCAGCGCCCUCUGCUGGUCAGAGUGAAGCACAUAUAAUCUGAUAAAGAAUAUUUAACAGUUUUAUAAAGUUGUCAU
This is a messenger RNA of Cottoperca gobio, 2453 nucleotides long. It is a transcript of the gene prlra, whose product is annotated as prolactin receptor a. Gene Ontology annotation, cellular component: membrane; signaling receptor complex; external side of plasma membrane. Gene Ontology annotation, molecular function: cytokine binding; cytokine receptor activity. Bases 126 to 2012 code for a protein of 628 amino acids. The transcript has 9 exons. NCBI's taxonomy places the organism in Eukaryota, Metazoa, Chordata, Actinopteri, Perciformes, Bovichtidae. Gene Ontology annotation, biological process: cytokine-mediated signaling pathway. The record is from RefSeq and is a predicted model, not a curated record.